AGGGGCAGGCAGUCACAUGAUUCGCGCAGAGCCAAGCUGCCCAAUUCCAAUAUGGUGGCCAGCUUGGCAGACCUACGGUUCUUGUUGAUGAUAUUGUUGCUCUGCGGGGGGAUCGGGGACGGCGCCUGCAGCCAGGAAGCCCCGCGCGUUCUGGGGUUGCGACUGGAGGACCCAGAAGGCCGGGUGUAUAUGAAGGAGAGGAUAAUCUCUGCGCCGCAAGGGGCCAGUUUCAAGCUCCGGCUGUUCGGCUCGGAUCUGAAUGGUACCUGGCCGUGGGUGGCGUUCGCUGGGGCUAGACUUGGGGAGGCCGGGGCGGUGGGGGAUGCAGCCGACCCGUGUGGGCAGGAGACCCGCCGUGACACCUCCGCCUUCCAGGUCACCGGGGAGGUCACGGCAGACGAGGAGUACAGCGGGCUGAUAGAGGUAAAGGUGCGGGACAAGAGCAUUAUGUCUCUCACUGCAGGGGAUGAUGCCAACCCGACCUACCACCUGUGUGUGCUGAAGAGCGGGAGUUGGGUGUCAGUGGGACGGGACAGGCUGCGGAUCAACAACGAAAAUGGUCUCCCAGCGGACUACAUCCCUCCGUGGGGUGUGGCGGUGCUGAUUGUGCUGCUGAUCCUGGUGUGUGGGGUGCUGAGGACCGUGAACCUCAGCCUGCUGUGGCUGGACCCUCUGGAGCUCUAUGUCCUGCACAGCUGCGGCUCUGAGGAAGACAAACGGGCCGCCAAGCGCCUCGAGCCCAUCCGGAGAAGGGGCAACUUCCUGGUGUGUUCCCUGCUUUUCUUGUGCGCUCUGGGCCAUUCGGUUCUAGGUGUGCUGCUCUACCGGGCCCUGGGUUCCAUAGCACCCGCCGUCUUCACCAGCGGGUUCCUCAUCUUCCUGGUGUCAGAGCUGGUUCCACAUAUAGUGUGUUCCGGCUACGGCUUCCAGCUGGCCCCAGGCCUCACCUGGCUGGCACAGGUGUGUAUGGUGCUGACGUGCCCACUGUCGUGCCCACUGGGCCUGGUGCUGGAUCUGGCACUGAGGCGUGACAUCAGCACCUGCGGCGUGAGGGAGAGGGCCAUGGAGAUGAUACGGACCAAUGUCAACGACCCCUACAGUGAAUUUGUGAAGGAGGAGUUUAGCCGUGGUGCACUGCGCAGUAAGACAGUGGAGGACAUCCUGACUCCGCUCAAGGACUGUUUCAUGCUGUCUUCCACCGCUGUGCUGGACUUCUCCACCAUGUCAGAGAUCAUGCAGAGUGGAUACACGCGUGUCCCAAUCUACGAAGAGGAGAGGUCCAACAUCGUGGAGAUACUGUACGUGAAGGACCUGGCUCUGGUCGACCCUGAUGACUGUACUCCCAUGACAACGAUCACCAAGUUCUACAACCACCCUCUGCACUUUGUCUUCAACGACACCAAACUGGACGCCAUGCUGGAGGAGUUCAAGAAAGGAAACUCAGCCCUGGCCAUCGUUCAAAAGGUGAACAACGAGGGGGAGGGAGACCCCUUUUAUGAGGUUCUGGGAUUGGUCACCUUGGAGGACGUCAUCGAGGAGAUCAUCAAAUCAGAGAUCCUAGAUGAGUCUGACGGAUACAUCGACAUGAAGGUGAAGCGUCCUCUGGCCCCUCUGGAGAUUUCCCUGGAGCCUCGCAGCGUCCACGAAGAAUUCUCUCUGUUCAAACUUCCCGAGGGCGAACCCAAGAUCCGCACCUCGCCCCAGCUACUGCUGGCCACACACCGCUUCCUGUCCAGAGAGGUAGAACACUUCAGUCCAGCCCGUGUGUCAGAGAAGGUGUUGUUCCACCUGCUGCGUCACCCCAGUGUCAACCAGGAAGUCCACUUUGACCCCUCCAACCGCCUGAGCCCAGACCACUACCUUUACACACGCAACCACCCCGUAGACUACUUCAUACUGCUACUACAGGGCCGUGUGGAGGUGGAGAUCGGUAAAGAGGGCUUGAAGUUUGAGAACGGAGCAUUCACAUACUACGGUGUGUCUGCACUCAGAGCGCCAACCUCAGUGCACCAGUCUCCAGUGUCGACCCAGCGUCAUUCUCCCAGGGAUCCGUUUGAGUUGGGAGAUGCCACCAGCUCGUCCAGCUACUGUCCUGACUACACCGUCCGUGCCCUCACUGACCUGCAGCUCAUACGGGUGACUCGCAUGCAGUACCUGAAUGCUUUGAUGGCGUCACGUGUUGGCCAGAGCCCAGACCCUUCUGAAAUCAAGAUCCUUCCCAACAGUCAGACCAAGCUGCUCAACGAUAGGAACAUCACCACUCAAGAGUUCCCUGUAAACUUUUCUUUCUUUGACAACAUUGACAACUACUGUUAGUGUUUUCUGUGUGCAUGAGGUGGCAGUAAAUCCCAGGAGAGUUCCACAGAAGAGGAGGCUCAUGGGUAAUGCAGUUUUCUCCCUCAGAACUACGUGUGUUACUCA
This is a messenger RNA of Salvelinus fontinalis (brook trout), 2421 nucleotides long. Its product is annotated as metal transporter CNNM3. Gene Ontology annotation, cellular component: plasma membrane. The record is from RefSeq and is a predicted model, not a curated record. Lineage: Eukaryota; Metazoa; Chordata; Actinopteri; Salmoniformes; Salmonidae. The coding region runs from base 52 to 2316 and encodes 754 amino acids. The transcript is spliced from 13 exons. Gene Ontology annotation, molecular function: transmembrane transporter activity. Gene Ontology annotation, biological process: transport; magnesium ion homeostasis.